Molecule: messenger RNA, 3413 nt
Organism: Anneissia japonica
Lineage: Eukaryota; Metazoa; Echinodermata; Crinoidea; Comatulida; Comatulidae
Exons: 14
Coding region: 449-2095 (548 amino acids)
Source: RefSeq, a predicted model, not a curated record
UACUUUCCAUUCAUGAGGUCUUAUUCGUGUAAGCUUUAUCGUUGCCGCCGCAUCGGUAUUCGGUUUGAUAUCUCUCCUGAGGUGUUUAUAUGGUGUUUCCUUCUAUUUUCAAUUGUAAAUGUAUAAUUUUGAAUUGAUUUUUCCAAUCUGAUAGGGCUGGAUUAAAAAAAAAAUCAUUCUUCAUAUGAAAGGACGAUACAUCAGGAGAUAGAACAAUAUAUACGUAGUGUUGGAAUUCAAAAUUUGGAAUCUUAUUGAAAACGGUAAUUCCGUACUAGAGUAUCAAUUACUCCGAGGCUUAUUAAUCUGUUCUGUUUAUCCUCGAUAAUGGUAGUGGUUUAACCAGGAAGCGCAAUUGUUGACAAAAAUCCUCUAUCGUAUGUUACAACGUUAUGAUAUACUAUCAUUGUCGAGAUAAAUAUACAGUAGAGAUUGGUGUUACUUGGCGAUGUCUCAUUACUGGUGGUUUUCAGUUGGCUUAAUGUAUAUUAGUGUGAGAAUACUAUGUCAGGCUCUGAGCGAGGAUGACGGAGAGGAAGGGACAAGGUGUUCUAAGAAGUACUCUUUUUUUAAGCGGGAUGUAUUGAAUACAGACUGGAUUCCAUUAGAAUCUUCCCCUUGUUUCCUGAAAGCUGGAAGAUACACUAAAAAGGAAGAGUUUGAGGAGAACGCGGCAGAUGGCUGUGCGGCUCUUAGCACUGUUUGCGAGCGUUUCAAACUGAACCUACUGCACAUCAAUGAUGAAACCGAUCGGACUUUCAUGGAGAAUUUGUCGCAGGGGCUCCUCAACCAAUCACACCGCUUAGUUUACUUUGAUGAACACAUUUGUAAACAAAUGGUUUAUACAAAUAAAUAUGACAGCCCAUUCGAAAAAGAAACAUUACCAUUACCUACUAUCAAUCUUUUGAUAUGCGAAAACAUUACACAAGAUAUUCACAGCGAUUUAGAUGUACUCCAGACAGAAGCCGCUACGGAACAAAUCAGCCUUUUGACACCAAUUUACAAAGCUCAGAAAAAUCAAAAUUCAACAAGUGAAGUGGAAACCACACCACAAAGCUCAAUAUUGAUGUACAUAUGCUACGCCCUCACCAGUGUAGCAAUAGUCUCGGCUGUCCUGACUCUUAGUGUAUGCUGUGUACGCCAUCAGAAGAAACGUACACGAACAUUGGACAACAGCAACUAUGAUGCUGAAUACAGCUUGACGGUCGAACAGAACACGUCACACCCACUGCAAAGAGAAGCUACAGAUCACACAGAGCCGGAAAUAGAACCUCUAACAGCUCCGAGUAGGCCUAAAGGGAAGUUGGAAUUUAACAACGCUAUAUACAAUAGAUCGGGGCUGAUUACGAAGGUUAUAAUACAGCAAGAUGAUAAACCAGAAUCAAAGUGCAUACCAGAAGGUACUGGUCCUGGCCAGGGGUCAAAAACUGCCAAUCAUCAAAAUGGAGACUGUGGCAAAGGUGGUCAACAACUCGUUGCUAAAUCUAAAUCUCAUAAGGAUAUUGAUAAGAUUGGCACGGCUAAUUUUCCAUCUGGUGAAUAUCAAGAUUUUGCUGUUGAAUUAAAAUCAAAAGUACGGCGAGUGUUGAGUAAUCCGACAUAUGUCCACGGAGAUGACGUCAUCAGGAGUCCAAUUCAUUCUAACCCAGUGACAAACAAGACAGUUUCAAGUGACAAUUUAUCAUGUCUAAAAGUCACUGAAUCGGUGGCUCAGUCAAAAGAAGACAUGACUACAAGAAAAAAUCAAAAACAUCGCCCAAGUAACGGAGGCCCUUGUCAGUCAGGCUCAGAGCAGGUAAAUGGCUCGGAAGAACCCCGUGUCCAGAAGUCAGCAGAACAGAGAAAACCCGUCGCCGUCAGUCGUACUGUAGACACGUCCAAAUAUCCUGCUACUGAACCACGAGAUAUGAGCUACAUGUAUGUGCAAUUACCGAAAGAAUGGUCUAAGAACAUUCCGAUAGAGGAGCCAACUGUUCCGUAUGCGUCUACAGAUAUCACAAAAACAAUAUUCAAACAUGUGCCAUCAAAAUCGAAACCUAAUGGUCAGGGACUAAACGAUGAUGGCGUUUAUGAGACGUAUGAUCGACGAACGUGAAGGAAAACAUCUAUUGUCAGACCAUGUCAGACAGACCAAAAGGAUUUGACACAAACGCAGAGCAUGAGGCGACUGUACCAUAUUGUCUCAUUCCCCUAUUCCGAAAAAAAAAAGAAGAGUUGGGCUUGUUCCAAGCUUUGCCAUCACUUUGCGUCAGCUAAGCUUUCGCAUGCGUUUGCCGUUAUAUUUGAAGUGGCUUUAUUCGAGUGUGCACUUCAUUUGUUGCGUUAAAAAAUUGCCUUUAAACUAGUUUUAGAUAAUAAGACUAUUUUGUAACAUGUUAAUUUAUUACAAGUAAGUAUUGUCAAAUCAAAUUACUGUAUAUAAUCGUUAAGCGGUAUCUUGGACGAUUUUAAAAGGAAACGUGAAGUAUGCAUCAUGCAUCCAUUUAUGAAAUCGUUGGAAAGUGAUUGAAUAAGACUUCACAUUAGCACGUUUAAAACGAAAACGCAAUCGUAGGCUUCCUAUUAUUAUUAUUAUUAUUAUUAUUAUUAUUAUUAUUAUUAUUAUUAUUAUUAUUAUUAUUAUUAUUAUUCAAUGGUUGUAAAAAAUACCUCUUUCUGAGAUAGUUUAGUUGCAACGAGGUUCGAGUUGGCCUAAAUGAGGCCACGUCAGCUAUCAUUCGUGCGUUUGCUACGCGUCACAUAAUAGGUGUGUAGCUCCUAAUAGAAACAUACCGGUAGCGUGUCCUUGGCGUUUCUCGCAUUUGUGUAGGUGUAGGUGUAUUGAUUAUUGUUAUUGUAAGUGUGUUAUUAUUAUUAUUAUUAUUAUUAUUAUUAUUAUUAUUAUUAUUAUUAUUAGUUAUUGUUAUUAUUAUUAUUACUAUUAUUAUUAUUAUUAUUUAUUUAUUAAUUUAUUAUGUACCUUUCUUUAUCAGUUAUGAUAGUCAUAUUUGAAGUAUUGUUAGUUAAAAUAUUUAAAAUUACAUAAUUGUUGAAUAUUUUCUUGAUCGAUUAAGAUAAUUACAAUAAUUGUAAAUAUGGGCAUCUAUGGAUGAUGGGUGCGUUGAGAGAAAUGAUAAUAUCAUUCUUAGAGCAUGCGUCAAACGCAAACACAACAACCGUUAUACUUUUGCUUCAUUUCCCCUCUGCCUUGCACAUCGAAGCUCGCUAACGUCAGGCCAUGUCAGCCAUCAUUUUUCAGGGGCGAACGCGGACAAUGAAUGAUAAUUAAAAAUGACAGUAAUGAUAAUGAUAAUUGAAUGAUAAUUAAAACGCUUAUAAUCGCUUAAGAUUAUUAUUAUUAUUAUUAUUAUCGUUAUUAUUAUUAUUAUUAUUAUUAUUAUUAUUAUUAUUAUUAUUAUUUUCCAAAAACCGAA